AUGCGUCGCCGUUUGUGCACCUCGCUUUCCCUCUUCACAGAGACGCGCGUUUCCAACGUACGCCCACGGACCGCGCUGCAACCACCACCCCAUGAGAGCCAUCGAUGGCGGGUGGCACUCUUCACAUCCAUGCGUAGGCGGUCGUCCUCCACAUUGCAGGAGGCGGAUGGACCCAGCCCCCUGCAGCAUGAAGGGAAGGAAGGCGUGGAACAUCCUUCCCCACUGCAGCAAGCACUAGGGUCUGUGGGGGAUGAAGGCUUUACAACGCUCUUCAACUCGCGGCCCGUCGCAGAGCGGGCGGCAGCUAUGUUUAUUGCGCAACGAUAUCCCUCGGAAGGUGUCACGCUGAAGGUGUUUGUGGAGCAGCUGCCAAAUCUGAGUCGUGAUGACAUGUUUACGCGUGGGAUGCCGGCGGCGGAGUGGGUGCGAGCCUCCACACUGAUGCAACUUGAGGAGGAUGCCCACGGCGUCUGCCGCGUGAAACUUGCAGCAGACGUAAAGUUUUUCCUUGCAGAGACCGCGGUGGAUGAAGUAACCGAGAAGAACGAAGAUCCGUCACCUGUGGCAGUGGACAAGGAAGAAAUGAAUCUUGCGGAACAGGUGCUGUGUUGUUUGCGUCAGCGCGUGCUCGGCGUACGGGAGGUGGCUGGCAAUCCAAACUACCGGGCCCUUAGCGAGGCCUAUUCCUCGCUCCUUCGAGAGGCCUCCUCUAGCGCUUCCUUGCGCCGCCUUGUGAACACCCUCAAGUUCGGGGAUUUUCUUGCUAUUGUGACCUCUUCGCGUGGGAGGGAGGAGUUUUGGGUUUUGAAUGAAAAGUAUAUUUGCAUCCGACUUUCCGGGGAGGGACAGCCACCACGGUUUGUGUCACCACAACCGCAGACGAUGGUGGCGCACGCCCUAAAUGCAUACGGUGGUUGGGGUGCGGCACCCAACGUGCCGACGCGACAGGAUGUGUACGAGAUUCUAAAGUACGUGCCUGUUUCAUGGGGAAAUUUCGGCAACCUCAGCAUACCAGCGGCAAAGAAGAAGAAGCACAUUCGUAUUGCCUCAACCUUGCAGUGGUUUCGACGUCAGCCGUUUUAUUUUGAACUGCGCAACCUUGCGGGAACCACAGAAAUUCGUCGCAGCAUUUUGCUGCACCCGGAGGCCCACGGACUGACUCCAGAGGAGGCCCAUGAGCGUCUGCAAUUGAAAAUUGCAAAGGGCGAGGCAAACAGUCUGGCGCCUGUCAACGCCGAAGGGGAGGUGUUGGCAGCUACCGAAGCCUCGCAGCAUACAACGAUACUUUCAAAAUUUAUCGCGCGUGUUUGUCCAGGCUACUUUGUCCCCAUUUCACUGAUCAUGCAACGUUACACCAAGAAGAAUUUGACCGCUGGUGAAUUACUCGCCUGCGCCAAGGGAAACCUCGAUCAAUUUGAAGUUAUUCAGCUCAAGUACACUGACACUCCCCUCCUGCGGAAACGCAUUGGUGCAGACAGUUUGCGAUGGAAGCACGGUUUUGUGGAGGAUUUUGAGCGACACCCAGAGGAUGUGCGGGGUCUCAUUAUCCUCAUGGGACGCGUGUGUUCCACGUGGGAUCGACCCCACUACGUGUAUGUGCGCCUAACGGAGGAGGAAAAGGUUGUCGUGGGUGGAUUUGAAGGCAUGAUGAACAUUCUGCAACGUCACCCGAUGGUGUUCCGUGUUGGAGCGAACUUUAUUUCCCGCGUGGAUCCUUCCGACCCCCUCUCUUUGCGUGAAAGCGAGCCUUCUCCAGAGGACAUGGCGUCCCGUGUUGCGAUUCGUGAAGAAAACCCCUAUCAAACUCCACGCGAGCUGGCGGUGGUGUUUCAUUACGUGGCCCCCGAUGAUGAACCGUGUACCGCGGCCUUCUUCUUGCAGUGCGCCAGCCCGGCGAUGCGGGCCGUCUUGCCGCCGCGAAUCGUUACCUUGCUGCAGCUCUUUCCGGACCUAUUUGUGUGCAAGGAAACCUCUCCGGGUGUAUUUUUGAUGCGUAAAGCGAAGAAGCGCACCCAACGUGAGGCAGACGUUUUUGCCGAGGAUGCGGCGCAAGCGGGGAGGGAGAAAGCUGCUUUCGACGCGCCCUCCCGGCCGGAGCGGCCGCGGCAGACAACAAAGGAAGCGGCGGGGGCGGACGAUGAAGUGUUGGGCUGGGAGGAUGCUUUUGAAGAGAACGACGCCUUCUCGCGCGAGGAGGCGGUGCGGGCGGUGAAAGCGCUGGUGCCGGCGGGGGGUGUGGAGGCCUCCCGGCUGCUGCUUUGGGCCUCCCUUGCGGUUCAACAGGCCGCGAACCAGCAUUACGGCGGGGUUUUGAAGCUCGUUGAAGCCAACAGCGCCCACUUCCGCGUGCAGGACAGCCCGGAGUCGAAAAUGAUUUACCCCGCAAAGGGGAGUGGGGCGGAAGAGGAGUGA
Trypanosoma conorhini is the source of this 2412-nucleotide messenger RNA. RefSeq lists its product as uncharacterized. NCBI's taxonomy places the organism in Eukaryota, Euglenozoa, Kinetoplastea, Trypanosomatida, Trypanosomatidae. The transcript has a single exon. The record is from RefSeq and is a predicted model, not a curated record. Bases 1 to 2412 code for a protein of 803 amino acids.